GCCAUCUUCCUGCCUCAGCCCCUUGCAUGCUGGGAUCACAGGUGUGCACCACCAUGCCCAGUUUAUUAAGCCAAAUGUUAAGAGAUUUCGAAAAAGUGUAAAAUAAUGCCACUAUUUCAUUAAAUGUAAUGGUCUUUCAUUAAUGUUAUUAACAUAUAAUGGCUUAAUUAAUGCUAUUUUUAAAUGAACUGAUUAUUUUUUAAAAAAUCCUAUUUCAAUUUCUAAUCUCACCGGACCAGCAGGAGUGGGGUUUGUUAGGAAUACAGAUUCCCGUCCUUCACCGGGUGCAAACCUCUGAAGCUCUGGAGGUUCGGCCGGCAGGUGGCCGUUGCGCAUGUGCACGUCUGAGGGCACGGUCGUUCCAUGUCACCUCCCCCACCUCUCCAAGGCGAGCGGAAGCACAUGCCGAGUCACCCGGUAUGUCUGAGUGUUCUGUCGUUGGGUUUUUUGUUUGUAUUUUUGUGACCCUGGGGCUUGAACUCAGGGCCUUCAUCCUGAGCUACAUCUGGGCUUUUUUUGUUUUUUAUGCUGAGACAGGGUCUUUAGUGGCCCCAUGUCUAAUUAGCCACUGCUGAAGGCCCGGGGACCAGGGGUUCGGAUGGAUCGAGGGUGCCGGGGGGCACAACUCAGUGUGUAACAGCACCUCCCUGUGCCCAUCCAUCUUUUCUUUCACCAUCCAGGGAGGAGCAACCAGGGAAGCGGCCUGGGCCGGAGAGGCUGCGGCACUGACCAGGGGUGGCGAACCUCUUAGAGUUUUCCGUGCUGCAAACCUCCUGCUGUAGCACGCAUGCUAUUGGUUGGCCACCACUGCCCGGGCACUCCUGCUCGGAGCCCUCCACCGCCCGCACAGAUCGCUGUAAACUCUACCUUUCCACGGCUGGGUUCCAGUAGUAACCGAGAUCAGCUGUGGCCUUCCUGUGUGCACCACUGCCUUGCAAGAGGCCUCCCGAGGGUCACCACAUGGCCACAAGCUCGUGCCCCACAUGGCCACACAGCUGGAUGCCACCUGCCGUGCAUGGGUCAUUGGCCCAGGUGCUACCAUUGCCACUUCCUGGACUGCGACGGGUCAUCUCAGGAACGUUCACAGCCGUCCUCAGGCCCAACAGGCCCAGGUGGCCGUCUCCCUUUGGUGACAGCUGCAGGUUUCUGCAGUUCGUCUAUCCUCCAUGCUCCUUCUCCAGUAUUCCAAUCAUUGGUUCUUUGGAGCCAGUUCCUCCACCUGGCCUACACACUCGCUCUGGGUGGAGACGCCGUCCUUGUGCCGCAGCUGGCGGCCUCAGUGCUCCUGAACAGGACCGAGCUCAUGCCCCGCCUCAUGAGUCUCUGUCCGUGCAUUGUUCUUGGCCGAGGUGAUACUGCCGUUAUCAUCACCUGGCAUUCAGCAGCCUCUGUUCCUCAGCCCCGACCUUCAUCAAAUCCCGAGCAGGGCAGUUGGUGUCGGAGUGAGAUGUGGGGCUUUGCCUUUGUCUGUGAGCCCCAGUGCAGGGGUGCGGCAGGUGUCAGCCAGAGGGAGAACCUGGACACAGCCAGGACGUUUGCUCCCCGUGAAUGAAGGGUGGCUGGAAGUAGUGUCCCGGUAAACACCGCAUGUGUGGAGCAGGCAGCUGGGCUCUUACAAGAUUGCAACUGAAAAGAAAGGGUACCAGGGGCCGGAUGGGGCAGGGCAUUUCCUUUGAUGCCCAAGGGAGCAACUGCUUUAAAAAUUAAGGCUCGUGCCUAGCAUUCCAGUUACCAGAGGAAGAGAUUUCCCAGUUACCAGAAGAAGCCGUGAAAAGGGCCAGGCUCCAGGCCACCCUGUCACCCCAGUGUGGGAGCCCCAUGCAAGCGGUGGCAGCAUUUAUCCCAGUGCCGGAGACCUUCCAGUGCCAGUUCCUUGACAAAGUCGGGACUGGCAGCGGGUAUCUGCAAAGCAGGGACCGCAUGAGACGGGUGUGCGGCCUCUCCCUCUACUCUCUGUUAAUCAUAGCUUUCCAGAUAUCCAUUAUGCUAUUGAUAAAGGAUGGUUGGGAACCUGAAGGAUCAGAACUGAAAGUAGUUAAGGAAUCAGACUCCAGGAUGGAAGGCACCCCUCCAGGGUUGAAAGGGGAAGUAGAAGCCACCACAGAGAUUUGCGUCAGUCCCCUACCUCCUGUGUGGCAAUGUUCGCCCACCAGAACGCGAGGGGAGCGUUGCGUGGGCCUCAGCGCGUGGGAAAACAUUUGGUGAACGCCCUGUGUUGGACUGGCUCUAGAUGGAGAUAUUGCAAAUGUGGGUUGUGUUGUCCAGUAGAGAAGUGAACAAUUCUGUGAAGAAUUACACCUAAUCAAGAACACCUAGUGACUGAUCUUUUUGCUUCCUUUUAUGUGCUUUAAAAAAAGUUGAUUCCCUGCUAGGGUUGCAGCUGGAUGGUUGGUCAACCAUGUCUGAAUCUGUAACUAAAAU
Messenger RNA from Chinchilla lanigera (long-tailed chinchilla), 2421 nucleotides. RefSeq lists its product as uncharacterized. NCBI's taxonomy places the organism in Eukaryota, Metazoa, Chordata, Mammalia, Rodentia, Chinchillidae. The transcript is spliced from 2 exons. The record is from RefSeq and is a predicted model, not a curated record. Bases 788 to 1552 code for a protein of 254 amino acids.